Messenger RNA from Zingiber officinale, 2889 nucleotides. RefSeq names its product probable ADP-ribosylation factor GTPase-activating protein AGD14. NCBI's taxonomy places the organism in Eukaryota, Viridiplantae, Streptophyta, Magnoliopsida, Zingiberales, Zingiberaceae. The transcript is spliced from 14 exons. The record is from RefSeq and is a predicted model, not a curated record. Gene Ontology annotation, molecular function: GTPase activator activity. The coding region runs from base 532 to 2337 and encodes 601 amino acids.
CUCCUUGUUGCUCGUUAAUUUUUUCAGAAGAAGAGGAGGGAGAAGAGUUAGCAUCUAAGGUAAGCUGGAGAAGAAAAUGGAAUGAAGAAGAAGAAGAGGAGGGAGAAGACGAUGAAAAUCGGACGCUGUGAAGGAGGCUGCGGCCUACGGUGUUCCUGGCACAGUUGUUGUUCGGCCACACCAUUGUAUAAAAUCUUCACCGGACCCACCGCCACCGCCGCCGCCACCGCUACCGCUACCAUUCAAUUGCUACAAUUACCUAAGCAGUCACCUAAAAACGACUUCACUUUACCGAACAUAAUUCCAGAUUCAGCAUUUAAGCAACAUGUUUUUUGUUUUGUUUUGUUUUUAAGGAUUGGUGUCGAUUCCAAUUCUUGGCCACUUCGCUUGCUAUAAUUACCACUGCACCGUCCAUUUUUACUGGCUGUUGAUCCCUCGAAUCUGCUCUCCUUGCGAUUUAGAUUAGGUUUUGCUGUCCCAGGGCUUUGUAUUCGAGCUGGAAAGGCACGUCUUUUGGUUGAGAAACGGAGGAUGACUACUAAGGAGGAUGAGAGGAAUGAGAAGGUCAUCAGAGGCCUCCUCAAGCUUCCUCCGAACAGGAAGUGCAUCAACUGCAACAGCCUGGGUCCGCAGUACGUGUGCAUUAACUUUUGGACUUUUAUUUGCGUUACUUGCAGUGGAAUACACCGUGAAUUUACUCAUCGAGUUAAGUCUAUAUCUAUGGCAAAAUUUACUUCUCAAGAGGUUGAGGCUUUACAAAGAGGAGGCAAUCAGCGUGCUAGAGAGAUAUUCUUAGCGGAUUGGGACACUGAGCUCUCAAAGCUGCCUGAUAGUAGCAACCUUGACAAGCUUAGAGAGUUCAUCAAAAGUGUUUAUGUUGAUAAGAAAUAUGCUAGCACAAGAUCCUUUGACAAGCCACCUAGAGACAUACAAAACCACAAGAACCAUGAGGAUCAUAGGAGAGCUAGUUCUUACCAUUCAUUUUCACAAAGUCCGCCUUAUGAAGACCAAUAUGAAGAAAAAUAUAGAGGUAAAAAGAUGGGAAUUCUAACGAGAAAACCUGGUUCUGAUCACAGUCUUUAUGAAGGCAAAUUCUCUAGCUUUAUGUACAGUCCAGCUUACCAGGGUAUGCAGCAACCCCAGGAUAGACUUGGUAAUGAGACUCCUAAUUCAAGGAAUUCAGAUUGCUCUGUUACAAGUGGGGCAGAUUCAUCAAUAUUUGAUAGCCAGUCUCUCAAUAUUCAGGAUAAUGGUCAUAGCAGUCUUACGUUACAAGUAAGGGAUAUCUUAGUUCAAGAUAAACACCCCCCUGUAUUGAACCCCUAUUCAGGUGGAAACAAUGGAAUGAAUUCAGAUGGUUUCCAACGUUCGCAGAGGACUGCAUCAUCAAGUAGCUUUGGAUCCUUUGACAGCAAUUCUGCUUCAUCUUUUACUCCAUCUAGUUCAAGUAACAUAAUUGAUCUUGUUCUGCAGCCAGAGAAUUCUUCUUUACCCAAGCAUUCAGAGAUAUCAGUUACUCCAUCUUUGAUUCAUAUUUCUGUUUCAACACAUAUUGGGAGUCAAGAUUUUUUUAGCCCAUCAAUUAUGGAACAACCACUUCCUUCAUUGGAUUUAUUUACAGAUUUGUUUGCUGUUAAUCAACAACCUUCAUCUACAAUCAUUUCAGAAGUGGAAGAAAUUUCCAAACCAUUCUCUCAAGGUGUAGGGUGGGCCACAUUUGACAUACCUCAUCAAGCCAACACAUCUUCUGAACUAAACCUGUGCCCUCCUGUAGUUUCUCAGGCGAAUAUCCAUCCCUUUCCAAAAAACACAAGUGAUAGUCUUUCCUUAUUUUUUGAAAACCAAGAUUGGGAUAGUAUGCCAUCUGUGGCUGUUGAUAAUUCUCAGACUUGGGAUGCUUUUGGUCUUUCCGAAGGAGGUUUUCAAUCAACAUCUUUUCAGAAUAUUUCACAAACUAGUGAAGCACAAGUUUUGGCACAUGAUCUAAUUGCAUCUGAGGUUUUAUAUGCCAAUUUAAAAGAUCAAGAGGGAGGAGUUAUUCAAGAAAGAAAAUCUACAAAUCCAUUUGAUCUUCCAUUUGAUUCAGAGUUUGAUGUGAAUAAUAAGUUUCUGGACAUGAGCCAAUUGCAAAAUACUUUGCCGAAUUCACUGUUGCAUACAGAUUUACUUGGUGGAUUCCCUGAAACAUGGUUUCCCCAGAAUCCAGAUGCUCCAUAUGUACCACCUAUACCUCAAGGAAGUCUUAAAUAUAAUGGAGGGGAAAUGCCAAGCUCUCAGUUGCGGGAGAUAACUUCACAAGGCUCUUUGGCGUCAAUUGGGGGAAACCCUUUUGCUUAAGUUUAGAGGGAAUCUCUUUACUUAAGAAGGUUACCUUGACUCAUCCUGAUAUUCAAUGUUGUUUAUACAUCAUUGUGGUAUCCGGCACACAGAAAGGAGCACCUAUGUUGAUGCCUUUUUCUAUUCAAACCUCGUGCCAUAAAAUCAAAUCUGAAGGUCAUAUGAUUAACUCAUCGAGGUCUAUCUCAUAUGUUUGAUUGUUGGUUACAAGAUUUAUCAAGUGGAAGUGGUUCUGAAAGCACUGCCUGCUCGGCACAUGAAAAUUUUCACAGUUGAUUUGAGAUUGGGUUGUACUUGUACCGGAAAGCAGUUGCAUGCUGAGCUAUCUUCUUGCCCGAAGACUUCUAAUCUGAGAGCUUUUCCUAGAGGCAUCUAGUAGUUUAGUCAAAAUUUGUGUUCCAGAAGACAACAUCUUAAUCAUCAUGAUGUAACAUUAACCUUGCUGUUUGGUUUUCCUGUAUUGAAUUCUUGUAGGGAAGAAUUGUAAUACCCAGGUCUGAAACACAAUAGCUUCUGGGAUUGUUAUUAUGUCAGUUAGUUGCCAUUGUUUAA